This is a messenger RNA of Fusarium proliferatum ET1, 360 nucleotides long. RefSeq lists its product as uncharacterized. Lineage: Eukaryota; Fungi; Ascomycota; Sordariomycetes; Hypocreales; Nectriaceae. The transcript has 2 exons. Bases 1 to 360 code for a protein of 119 amino acids. The record is from RefSeq and is a predicted model, not a curated record.
AUGCCUGCCCGCGCUACCAACAUCACCAUUGUGAACAACACCAGCCAAGACUUCCAUGGCGGUUCUGGCUCUCUCGUACACGGUAUGUGGAACCGAGACGUUCCAGACACUAUUCCCAAGGGACAGUCCGCCGAUAUGGGGGCUGAAUCCGACGGCAUCAUGAGUGGCGAUGAAGGCUGGGUUAACUACAAGUCUGCCGCUGGCGACAUGAAGUUCCACUUCGAUAAUCCUUUUAUUGGUGAUAAUUCGUAUGAUACCACUGACCCUGAUCACUUCAGUAUCUCUAAAAGUGGUGGAGAUGGGAAUGAGUGCCAUGUCACCUGGACUAUCACCGAGAAGGUCGGGCAUGGACAUAAGUGA